Drosophila serrata is the source of this 2365-nucleotide messenger RNA. RefSeq names its product nuclear protein localization 4 (gene Npl4). NCBI's taxonomy places the organism in Eukaryota, Metazoa, Arthropoda, Insecta, Diptera, Drosophilidae. Gene Ontology annotation, molecular function: ubiquitin protein ligase binding; ubiquitin binding. Gene Ontology annotation, cellular component: nucleus. Gene Ontology annotation, biological process: ubiquitin-dependent protein catabolic process. The record is from RefSeq and is a predicted model, not a curated record.
GCCUUCAUGACGUACAGUCCGAAACACUAAAUAGAAAAGCCUUUCAGGCUUUGGUAGCUUUAUAGCUACACUUGACACCCAACCCAAGCCCAAGCCAUCGUCCUUACCGAGACCCAAGCCACAUUCCUUUUGCCCAACCUCAACCCGGACCCCAUCCAGACAUGGCCUGUGCCCCUCUGUUACUCGAACAGUUCAUCUACAAGAAGCGCAAUUUCGCCUACGCCUUUGUGCGCCAUCGUUUAUUCGUGUUAUGCAAACAGUCGCUAAUUCGCGUUCAGUCUGCGGAGGGCAUCAAACGCAUAGAGAUCUCGCCCAAAUCCAAUCUGAAGCAGCUCUACGAAAUCGUCCACAAUGCGUUGAAGGUGGAUGGAUUUGGGCUGUUCAAGGAGCGAAGCUUCCUAACAGAGCUGCAUGCCAGUGGCAGCCAGCUGGUGGGCACAUCCCUGAAGCAUGGUGACUUGGUCUACUUGAAACAGCUGGCUGGCACAUCGGCUCGACGAACUAGCACCACUGUCUUGGACAGCCAAGCGUUCAGGACCAGCGAAAAGACAAGCAACAGCAACCCAAACAGUGCACGUCCCUCCAUCAAUGUGGUCGAGGAUGAGGUUGACCAGGCGUUGAGCAAGGUGGAUGGUACCAUCAAGCGGGAACGUGACAGCAAGCUCUGCCAUCAUAAUGCCAACGGCCGUUGCGUCCACUGCUCCGCCCUGGAGCCCUACAAUGAGGCCUAUCUGAAGGAGCAGAACAUCAAGCACUUGUCCUUCCAUUCGUACAUACGCAAACAGACUUCGGGCAUGGAUCAAGGAAAGUACUUUGUCUUCGAUGAUAUCAACUGCCGCAUCAAGCCCGGCUGUCGCGAACAUCCGCCAUGGCCCAAAGGCAUCUGUUCCAAGUGUCAGCCGUCUGCCAUCACUCUGAAUCGUCAGACCUACCGCCACGUGGACAAUGUUAUGUUCGAGAAUACCAAGAUUGUUGAGAGAUUCCUGAAUUACUGGCGCACAACUGGUCAUCAGCGCAUGGGCUAUCUGUAUGGGACAUACGAGCAGCACACGGAUGUUCCGCUUGGUAUUCGGGCAAAGGUGGCAGCCAUCUAUGAACCGCCGCAGGAGUCAACACGCGACUCGAUCAACAUUCAGCCGGAUGAGGGAGCCGACGAUGUCGAUGCCGUGGCAAAUGCGCUGGGACUGAAGAAGAUUGGUUGGAUUUUCACAGAUCUCAUCACGGAGGACGCGAGUGCCGGCACUGUUAAACAGAUCCGAGGCAUCGAGUCGCACUUUAUCACGGCCCAGGAGUGCAUCACAGCCGGCGAGCUGCAGAAUCGCCAUCCAAAUCCCUGUAAAUAUGCCUCCAGUGGCGUCUUUGGCUCAAAGUUCGUGACCAUUUGUGUGACGGGAGAUAAAACCAAACAAGUGCACAUGGAGGGCUAUGCGGUAUCCGCUCAGUGUAUGGCUUUGGUGCGUGAUAAAUGCCUGAUACCCACUAAGGAUGCGCCCGAGCUGGGCUAUGUGCGGGAGUCCACAGACAAACAAUAUGUUCCAGACGUUUUCUAUAAGGAAAAGGACCAAUACGGAAACGAGGUGCAGCGCCUGGCGCGCCCCCUGCCCGUCGAGUAUCUGCUGGUGGAUGUGCCCGCCUCGACGCCCCUGCAGCCGCAGUACACCUUCACCGAGUACGACAAGCGCCAACCAUUUCCUAUCGAGAACCGCUACAUCGAUGGCCACCUGCAGGACUUCAAUGCCCUCAGCUGCUAUCUGUCCGCCUGGGGCGAGGAGGAGUUCCUCGAGGCCAUCUCGGACUUCCAUCUGCUGGUCUAUCUGUACAAGAUGGACAUGCUGCCGCUGCGCCAACACAUGGGUCCGCUCCUGGAAGCGGUGCGCACCAAGAACCCCAACCAGGCAGCCAAGUUUAAAAUCGAGGAGGUGUGGAAGCUUCUCGAAUCGCUUAUUCAGGCCAGCUCCGGCGGCAGCGGUGGGACCACCAGCUAUCCCAGCGGCGGGGCGGCGGCCAGUGCCGGUGCGGCUGGAGUGGAGGCAAUGGACUUGGACGCCAACACAUGGACGUGCAACCACUGCACCUUCAUCAAUCGCGGCGAACUCACUUCCUGCGAGAUAUGCUCGCUGCCCAGAUAAGGAUCCCUGGACCCACACAAUUCCAUGUGGUGCAGCCCGGAUGAUAGACCACUCUAAAUUCUGGUGUAGAACAAAACUAAAGAUUGAAUCAUACUUACUUAUGGCGGCGGCGACAGGAAGACAUGGAGUGUCCCUCACACACACAUACGCAUACACAAAAAACACAUAGAGGCAAAUGUGGCGCUUUCUCUAUAUAUGUAAACAUUGUGUAAGAAUUUUAUUAAAUAAAACAACCA